AAAAACAAUUUAAAAAUAUUUAAAAAUUUAAAAAGAAAAAUUAUAAAAAAAAAUUGUAAAUAUUAAUCCCCUUAUCACUUUGAUGAAUUGAAAAGGAGGUCUAAAAAUGGCUCGAAUUCGUUUUUUUUUUUGGGACAAUAAAGAUAUUAUAAACUGAAGAAAUCUUCCAAGUGAAAAGAAAAAUUGCUUCAUCUCUACCUAAAAUUAAGGAACCAAAGGUACCAUCAAAAUCUAUCACCCUGAAAUGUGUUCAUGACAGUGUAUCCAACUUACAGCAGCCUAAAUGGCAGGUGUCAGCUUUAUGCCAUGCAGAAAGACUCAUUCACCCUCCUUCUCGUCACCCCUCUCUCUCUCUCUCUAAGGAAGCCGAGCUUCCCCUGACUGUUCCUCCCUCUCUCUGGUCUCGGAGUCCACGGUUGGGCUGUAGAGCUGUACAGCGAGCUGCAGCAAGCAAAUGGAGAUGAGUUCAAGCUCUGUUGGCGGUUCGGCAGCCCGCGGCUCCAAUAACUCCCUCCAUGGCCUUACGUUCGGCAAGAAGAUUUAUUUUGAGGAUGGGGUUGGUGGUGGAGGUGAAGGUGGCAGCAGCAAGGCACCGCCGGCUCCGCCAACGGCAGCCCCGAAGAAGGGGAAGACAGUGCUUCAAAGAGGGCAGCAGCAGCCACCGCCCAGGUGCCAAGUGGAGGGGUGCGAAGCGGAUCUGACUAAGGUCAAGGCCUACUACUGUAGACACAAGGUCUGUGGAAUGCACUCCAAAUCCCCCAGGGUGAUGGUUGGGGGCAUGGAGCAGAGGUUCUGUCAGCAGUGCAGCAGGUUUCACCAGUUAGCUGAAUUUGACCAAGGGAAACGCAGUUGUCGUAGACGUCUGGCUGGGCAUAAUGAGCGUCGAAGGAAGCUGCCUCCUGGUUCUUUCGCAUCACGCCACGGCCUAUCCUUCCAUGGACCCGGUAGAUUCAGAAACUUUGUAAUGGACUUCAGCUGCCCAAAAAUUUCCAGUACUGCAAGAAAUGUUUGGCCGACUGCUAGGCCCGGCGAUCAGGUGGCUAGUAACCAAUGGCAUGGGUUCGUAGAUUCUUCGUCGGAUGCAGCUGCAGCUGCAGCGUGCAGUGCUCAUCGAUACUUGCAGGGUUCUCCAGGCCAGAUUCUCUACUCUUCCCCAGAACCUCCGCUGGGCGAGUGUCUCGGAGGAGCCUCGGAUGCUAGCUGUGCUCUCUCUCUUCUGUCAUCUGAGCCAUGGGGCAGCCGCACUACCAGAAGUAAAGUUCCACCAACUGUUUCGCCCAGCAGCGGCUUUAACUCCGCCUCCUCGGCUCACUCGAUCGUCUCCGCUAAUCACACAGCCGAGUCAUGGGGACUCAGAGAUCAUGGAAGCAGGAACAGCUCACAGGAACUCCGGCAUGAGGCAGGAACAGCAAGGGUCAAUUUGGCCGGUGGUGCACUUUUUUCCGGCCAGCUGGAGUUGGCUCUGCAGGGGAACGGGCAGUGCCUUGGCCAUGGCUCGGGCAGGGAAUACGAUCACUCAGACCAUGUGAUCCACUGGUCUCUCUAGCCUCUGUGAUCUCUCUUCUCCAAGAAUUUUGAGUGCAAUGUGUUGAAACAUCAGCAUCAGGCAUCACAUGGAGUUUCUGCAUUUCAAGUUUGUUUCCUCGAAGAUGUUGAUCACAUGCUAUCUAUUUUCUGUAGCUUUGGUGCUUCUCUUCAUGUGAGAGACUUGCUGUUUUGGUUUGCUUGAUGAUUCAUCAUCCCUUCAUCUCUUUUGUUCAA
This is a messenger RNA of Musa acuminata AAA Group (dessert banana), 1761 nucleotides long. Its product is annotated as squamosa promoter-binding-like protein 14. Bases 455 to 1546 code for a protein of 363 amino acids. Gene Ontology annotation, molecular function: DNA binding. The record is from RefSeq and is a predicted model, not a curated record. Gene Ontology annotation, cellular component: nucleus. The transcript is spliced from 3 exons. Lineage: Eukaryota; Viridiplantae; Streptophyta; Magnoliopsida; Zingiberales; Musaceae.